Molecule: messenger RNA, 1668 nt
Organism: Dichomitus squalens LYAD-421 SS1
Lineage: Eukaryota; Fungi; Basidiomycota; Agaricomycetes; Polyporales; Polyporaceae
Exons: 9
Coding region: 1-1668 (555 amino acids)
Biological process (GO): thiamine biosynthetic process
Cellular component (GO): cytosol
Molecular function (GO): phosphomethylpyrimidine kinase activity; hydroxymethylpyrimidine kinase activity
Source: RefSeq, a predicted model, not a curated record
AUGGACGGAACAACGCCUCCGGCAGUUUUGACCAUCGCAGGCUCUGAUUCCAGCGGAGGAGCAGGGAUCCAGGCCGACCUGAAGGCGUUCACGGCAUUUGGAUGCUAUGGAACGUCCGUCAUCACCGCACUCACUGCGCAAAAUACGAAGGGCGUGCAAGGCGUGCACCCGACGCCGCCCGAAUUCCUCGAACAGCAGUUACGGGCAGUGCUCGAGGAUAUAGAUAUCAAAAGUAUAAAAACAGGGAUGCUCUAUGAUGCGGAGAACACUCGCAGAGUAGCAAGCACGCUCAGGGCGCACUUCGAGGACACGGCCAGGAUACCCCCGCUCAUCGUGGAUCCCGUCGCCGUCUCGACCUCCGGGCACACUCUCCUCCAUCCUGAAGCAGUGGACGUCAUGGCAAAGGAACUCUUCCCGCUUGCAGCGCUCAUCACCCCCAACAAGCCCGAGGCGGAGCUCCUGCUCUCACGCAAAGAAGGGAGCGCCGAUGCGAGGAUCGAGACCCUCGAGGAUAUGUUGUCCGCGUCCGAGCGCCUCCUCGCCUUAGGGCCCAAGGCGGUCCUCGUGAAGGGCGGACACAUCAGUUUGACACUGGCGGACGUCCGGAAAGUAGUUGCUUCGCGACCGGAUUUGGCGGUCGUCCAGGAGAACUUCCUGGGCGAGAACAUGGAGAUCUUGCAGGUCAAUGAACAGGUGUUGAAUGCGCGCCCACUUGUUGUGGAUGUCUUGCGAGAAGCAAAAAGCGUCACCUUGUUUGUCAGUCCGAGGAUAGAGUCGAUGAACACCCAUGGGACUGGCUGUACACUGGCUGCCGCCAUUGCUUCGGUUCUGAGCAAAGGGGAGCCGAUGCCUGAGGCGGUACGACAAGCCACCAUAUUCACACAUGUCGGAAUCGAGACUGCGUUUCCGGUUGGGAAGGGCCAUGGUCCAUUGAACCACAUGCAUAUGCUCACGAGGAGACUUGUCCCACCGCCAAGACCAAGUAACCCUCACCCGCUUACUCGUAUCCUUAUCCAAUCAUCAAAGCGAACAUGGAAGGAGUACGUAGAGCAUGACUUCGUGAAGCAGCUUGCGCAAGGUACACUUCCGAAGGAAUGCUUCUUACAUUUCAUCAAGCAGGACUACCUGUACCUGAAAUACUAUGCACGGGCAUACGGCCUGCUUAUCGCAAAGUCGGCCACGUACACGUCCAUCCAGUCCGCGACCCAGACCAUCAUGAACAUCAUCACGGAAGUGACAACGCACAAGUCUUUCUGCGCACUAUGGGGCAUCAGCGAAGCGGAGCUGAGCGCGACGCCCGAGUCUCCUUCGACUACUGCGUACGGCGCAUACCUCCUCGACAUAGGACUGCAAGGGGACAGCGCAAAACUUAUCAUGGCCCUUGCGGCGUGCCUCCUCGGGUAUGGAGAAGUCGGGUUGUGGCUGAAGAAAGAGGCGGCGAAACCCAACAGCUGGGUCAAGCUCAAAGGGAACCAGUAUCUCAAGUGGAUCGAAGACUACUCGGGCGAGAACUACCAAGCGGCUGUCAAACUGGGGAUCGAGACGAUCGAGACGCUUGCAGUGGACAAUGCGCCAAAUGCGCGACAAUUCCACGAGUGGUGCGUGAUCUGGGAGAAGUGUACUAGGCUCGAGAAGGGGUUCUGGGAUGCGUCGCUGAAUCUACUGUGA